Molecule: messenger RNA, 2451 nt
Organism: Radiomyces spectabilis
Lineage: Eukaryota; Fungi; Mucoromycota; Mucoromycetes; Mucorales; Radiomycetaceae
Exons: 3
Coding region: 121-2202 (693 amino acids)
Biological process (GO): regulation of DNA-templated transcription
Molecular function (GO): DNA-binding transcription factor activity
Source: RefSeq, a predicted model, not a curated record
UACGCAGCGGAGAAUCGAGUUUUUUGAUUAUUUUACCCACAAUAGCGUAUUUGUGGUACUCUUUUCAUUUCUUCUUUCUCUAACUGCUUGAUUCCUUUUGCCUCUCUAUACCAUCCUAGCAUGUCGUCACCCUCGGUUGAUGAAGCGAUGGACUUUGUUUCCGAAGAUGGAAGCAUGACUCCCGAAUACCAAGCCAUGGAGACUGAUAGCAGCGCCUUUGAUCAAUCUCCUUCUCCUACCAACGGGAUUCAGCCCAGCACCCCAACUCCAUCGAUUAACAACAAGAAUGAUCCUCCCGUGAAAGUGAGAAAAAAGCCCGGCCGUAAACCAAAUCCGGCGUCACCAGCUUUACGUAAAGCGCAAAACCGAGCAGCUCAGCGAGCGUUUCGAGAACGCAAGGAACGUCAUAUGCGGGAACUGGAGACGGCCAUCAAACAAGUGCGAGAACAAAAAGACAAAUUAGCCAUGGAAAAUGACCAAUUGAAAGCCGACUCGGAGAUUCUACGUAGCGAAAAUUGGUAUCUCAAGGGCAUCGUGCUGACAUUACAACUCGUGUGUUUUCAGCAUAAUCUGGUCAUCCCUCAGCAUGGUCCAUACAUCAACGAACAAGCACUUGGUGUGCUGGCGCAGUCCAUUCCUGAGCCAAUUUCGGCUUAUAUCAGCUUGAAUGCAAACCACAAAUUACCGGUGCCGUCCAAACUGUUCGGUUACCGUCACGGUAUGAAUCAUCAAAGAGAUCGAUAUCUGUCUUCUGGCAAUAUCAUGAUCAAUCCACAUGGCGUAGAAAAUGUGCCCGAUCAGUGCAAUCCCAAUCUUUCCUCGACUUCUCCUGCCCACUCCAAUUCUCCCACCGCCACCGUUUCGCCUCCCAACCUUCAUUCGUCGCCUACAAAUGAUGAGGCUAUAGGCUUGCAUUCCCCCGAUCUUCCUUCUCUCGAAAGCAGACAAGAACAACCUAUCCCACUGCUUCACCCAUCAUCUCUCACUGUUCCGCACCCGCCUCCUUCCGUAACUUCACAAACAUUAAAUUCUGCUCAGACGACUUCUUCACAAGCACCCUCGUCAUCCAUUCACCAGUGGGCCUAUCCUUCAAACACCCAAGCAGCACAUGAUCAAGGCCAAACUGGGGACGAGUAUGCGAAUUUGCCACCCUUAUCACCUGUGCACGAACAUGCUGCCGAAUCAACUGCUGAACCUCCUCGUCCAGUGAUGUUGACCUCUCAACCGCUGACUUCUAACCUGGCUGCGAUCCAAGCAUUGCGAUUGCGUCUUCGCCUCCAAUCGGCGUGUCUACGUACUCAAUCUGUACCCUUUGCUAUUCAACCUACCACCUUGCAGCUGACAAUUCCACACGAUCCUCGUAUUGAUUUAAUUCCUGCACCGCAUAUGCGUGAUCGCAUGAUUUUGUUCCGAGAUUUGUUCGAUCUGGAUGAUUGUUUCCGAUGUCUGCUUGGAAAUUCGGUGUUUCAUGGUGGAGAUCCAGCUAUAGCAGCCAACUGGCAGCUUCCGUUGGAAUUCUUUGAAAAGUUCUGGUUCUUGACCAUUGAUUAUGAUUUACGACGUACCACCAACAAGUGGCGACGAUUGCAAGGUCUCAAUGACAUCGACCCUUUCAAACAACAGAAGCAGAUGGAUUCACAACCGGCGCAGAACACGGAUUCACAGCAACAUCCAUCGGCGUCGCCCUCAAAUGAACCCGAACGAAGAAAUUCCUUGUAUUCUUCACCACCGCCUCUGCAGGAACUUUUGCAACAUCCUCUCCACCAGCACAGAGGUUCCACCGACAUCGAUUUCCAACCUGAUAUGCUGGCUCUUUCAUCAUUUCUUGGUUUGGAUCUGAUGCCACAUAACGGGUCAUCUACACAAACACAGCCGCAUGCACCACAACAGCAACCCUUCGAUGGUGCACUGUCAGAAUCACAACAACACGAGCAACAGAAAAAGAACGCGGCUUCCUACGCUUCCUCCUUCUCAUCCGAAUCCUCGUUAUCGUCCACGUCAUCUUCUACGCAUGAACUACCAGAAUCGUUUACUCCUGUCCAUCUAACCGAUGGUUCUCGUUUAGCGCAUCCGAAAAAGAACCCGAAGGAGCCUGUGCAUUCGUUCUCCGAAACGUGCCAUCCGUGGGACACAUUAUUAAUGGACACACAACCGUCCGAUUAUGAUUUCAUGAUGGAUUCGCUGAUCAAUAUCGAUCCAUAAUGGAGUCAGGUCGUCCACUCUCUCCCUCUCUCCCUCUCUCCCUCUCUCCCUAUAUUUUAUGCUGAAAAAGAAAAGGAAUUCUAUGUUCAAAAAAAAGAAAAUCCCGCAAGUCAUUAGAUAUGUAUGUUAUUGACCUUCUUCAUAUUUCAACAGAAUCAUUAUUUCAUCGCUGGGCAGCGCCUUCCUGGGGUUGACCCUUGUAAAUUACGUUUGUUUUCUUUUUAUUUACCUUUUUUUUUUUUUUUGUUU